Molecule: messenger RNA, 3225 nt
Organism: Exaiptasia diaphana
Lineage: Eukaryota; Metazoa; Cnidaria; Anthozoa; Actiniaria; Aiptasiidae
Exons: 15
Coding region: 1001-3145 (714 amino acids)
Molecular function (GO): protein binding
Source: RefSeq, a predicted model, not a curated record
AGCUAUAAAAUUACUACUUGGAUCUUAUAAAGAUGUAAGGUUUUGUUGAAAAUAUCUCUGUCGUUGGUCAACAGUAAACAAAUUAAUUGCUUCAAAAUGGCAUGGCAUAAAAUGUUCAAAGUUAAUCAACCAUAUACUGUGCCUAUUGUUGACAACAAACCAUGACUCAUACUGGUCUGUAAUUAGCUACUGUUAUUUGCAUAAUAGAGUAUACAUCAAUUCUCGGCUAAAAGACAGCAUGUCCUUAUGUAUAAUGAGUGAGAGGUUAUGCCUAAUCCUUGACUUAAUACUGUGCAAUAGUCAUGAGUAAGCAUACUUAAGUUAUGGAUAAAUUGUAGUUUUUAUUUGUAUCUAGUCUAUACUUACUAGUAUUUCAAAUACUGAAACUAUGCAUUGUAUAUCUUGAAAAACAUCAGGUUAUAAAUAUGAUUUUUUUUCUGCUUGCCAAGCCUCCACCAAUCUUAACAUUAGCCUGUUUAGCAGUCAUAAGGUCAUUAGUAGGGAGCAUAUUUUAAAAGCACUUCCUAAUCACUCUAGGGCUAUUACUCAGGCUGCCCAGCAAAUUGUAGUGCUCAUUAUAUACAUUUGUCUUCAGAAUCUAGCUGUUACUUUCUAUAGCUAGGAAAGACAGACUGUCACAUCUCUGAAGUGUCCAUAUUAGGCUAAAUUAAGUUGGUCCAUUUAGUUUUGUUUGUCAGCAGCUUCUUGUCAUUAAGUUCAAAUGUGUACAAAUUAGAUUAUUCAAUUAGUGGUGUGUAAUUUUAACACCUAUCUACUGACAAAUUAAUCUUCUAGACUGCCUUACUGUAAACAGUAUCAGUGCAGGCAUCACACUUUGACAACCAUUCGUGUUUAUAGAGUAACCAUGUACAGUGGUGAGGUAUUCACUAAUUGUCAAUAACCAAGGCUGAAAUACCUAUAGAGCCAUGUAAAACAUUGAUUUGAUUUAAGUUUAAGCUAUUUCUUUUUGGACAAGUCCAAGGAUGGGUAUUUAUAGAAGAUGUUGAAAUGGGCAUAUCAACGAACAGCCACAUCUGGAGAGAAGAUUCCUGGUGUUUAUGCUCGGCCUGUGACUAGAGCACAAAAGCUUGAAAACCUUCAGUUAUGUAUGAGUUUUAUGGGAAACAGAAGCAUCAACCUGCAAGGAAUUUAUGUUGGAGAUCUUAUUGAUGGAAAUCUGAAUAGUAUUUUAUCUCUUUGUGGUAAUCUGAAAAAGAAAUUUGAGGUAAGCCGAGCAGGCACGCCAGACACCAAAAGACCACAUUCUUCAGACUCAAUAAAACAAAGUAACAGAUUAAUGAAUGGUCAUGUCAAUCACAAUAUGAAGGACUAUGAUGGUGAUAUUAACAAAUUACAUGGAAACAGUUCAGGCUACCAUUCAGAGGAGUACUCUCCAAACCGUGUCACAAAUGGCAUGGGCCUUGAGAUGCCAGGAAUGAUGGCUGAUCCCCAUUCUCCUUCCGACAAAGUGCUUCAUCCUAAUGAUGUCAUUGUGUCGACAACCAAACUUGACAGGAAAACUGCUUAUCAAAGUGGAUAUGAACUUAGGAAAAAUGUUAAUCUACCAAACUCAAAACUUUAUCAGGAGAGCGAUCCUGAUAUCAUCUCUCCAUCUGUUGAAGAAAGACUCAGGUCAUUGUUGAAUACACCAAACCCAGGUGGUCUUGAGGAGGAAACUGAUGACGAAUUGAUGAUCCCACCACCACAACGCAGAUCUGACUUACAGCAAGAUGAAAGCUUUGAUGUGGAGGAGAGAUUAAAGUCACUUCUUGAUGGUGGUGUUGACGGUUUCAGUGAAGAUAAUGAAGAAGAAGAUGAGAUUGACUACGACGCAAGAAGAAGUAACGCAUUGAGAGAACUUGAUGCCAUUGGCUAUAUGCCAAGCCACCCUUCAGAGAAAAUGCGGAACAUAUCUCCCACUAAAGACCGAAAGGAUAGUUUCACAGGCCGAAACAAAAGGAUUACAAAACUACCAACCCCGCCUGCACUUCGGCGGGUGCAGACCGCACGAGCAGGCUCAUCAGACCGAGGCACAGCCGAGAGAUCAAGAAAGAUGUCUGUCACGAAAGGACCCGCAAUGCACAUCACAAGAACAACAGUAUCCUCAUCUGAACUCCCAAAAACUCAGCAAGCCGGUUUUAUUGGCCAAAGCAAUCAAAGAACAAGAAGUGAUAAACUAAACGAGCAAAGCCCGUCUGAUAGGCGUUCAUCAUCACAUUCUGACUUCCUCCGUCAAGUAGCAAGCAGACUUGCUAAUGAAGUGGACACUAGAGAUACAACAGCCUCAUCAACGUCCAUAUCGCCUGCAGACACGCCCAUGUUACCAGCCCUGUCACCCAGUUCAUCUAUUGCCUCCUUUGCGUUAUCCUCUGAUUCCUCAGGGACGGCCACGCCUGUACGUAGCUAUUCAAACAAGCUUAAGGUUGACAAUCGGUCAUCUAGGAUUGACGACGAAGCAUCAACACCCAAACGCAGAAAUCGCGGCAAGGCUGGGAAAAAUAGAAGUGCCAAUGAUUUAGAUGCCAUAAAGACUCAGCUCGAAUCCCUUGAAUCUAUGUAUGCAGACGUUUUGUGUCUACUGGAUGAGGGCGUGCAGGAAGGCAAAUCGAAAUCAAGCGACAAGAAUGCUGUAGUCAACCAACAAAAAACCGAAGAAUUGAAAGCUGGUAUCAUUGCAUUUAGGAAGCAAAGAUCAAAGGACAUCAAAGCUGUAAACAAACGAUUUGGUCGACUAGAAUCCCAUGUGGUAACAUUAGCAAGAAGCGUUGCGCAUUUGUCGUCUGAACUCCGAUCACAAGCAACUGUGAACGAAGACAUGGAUGAAUUGAAAAAAGAAAUCAAACGAUUGCGCACUCUACAGGAAGACAUGAACAUGAGCAAGGCUUCUGGUGCACAACAAUCAGAUCUUUAUGCCAUGAACUUGAAAAGGGUGAAUAAACUAAGAAAAUUCUUCGGCAGUGAGCCUCCUUUACUGGAUAACUUCUUAAAAAAGCUCGGCUAUGAGCGAUUUGCGGCAAAAUUUGGAGCAGAGCAGAUAGGAAUUCUUGAACUUCCAUAUCUAAACGAAGAACGACUUCAAAGUCUUGGUAUCCCUCUUGGGCCACGACUCAGAAUCGUAGAAGAGGCAAACAGACUACGAUUUUAGUAACGAGAGAGAUAUACAUUGUUUUUAUUAAAUGUACAGAUAAUUGCAAAAUAUGUAACUUGCUGAAAGUGAAUUUAUGA